GAUGGGUAAGUCAGCAUUAGCUAAACAAUCGUCAUGUCGCGCACAUUACUAGUUCUACUCCUUUCGUGUCUGCUACUGGCUUUGACCAAUGGUCUUCGCAUUCGUUAUGAUAAUCAUCGUGUCUAUCAAGUGACUGCUAAGAUUGCCAAACAAUUGAACGUGCUUAAGAAUUUAGAUGGAAUUAGUGACAAAUUAAUUUUCCUCGAUGAAGUUCAUACAACUGGACGUCCAUUGAGUGUUAUUGUGGCACCAACAAUGUUGUACAAAUUCCUACAAACUCUGGACGAAAGCGAAAUCGAAUACAAAUUAGUUGAAGAGAAUGCUCAGAGUAAGCUGGAAUCUGACGAAGAAGUUACAAAACCUUUGAAGCGUGUAAUGGAAUACAAUUGGGAGCAGUAUCAUGAGUUGAAUGAAACUUAUGGAUGGUUGGAGAGUUUGGUGGAGAGAUUCCCAGAGCAGGUUACAUUGGUUGAAGCUGGUCAAACUUAUGAAGGACGCAAGAUUAUGGGUAUCAAGAUCUCCUAUAAAGAGGGUAACAAGGGUAUCUUUCUCGAGGGUGGUAUGCAUGCUCGUGAAUGGAUCGGACCAGCUACUGUGACUUAUAUGACCAACCAACUUUUGACUAGCACUGAUCCAGAGGUGAGAUCAAUUGCAGAGAACUUUGACUGGUAUAUUGUUCCUCAUGCUAACCCCGAUGGUUAUGUGUACUCUCACACCACAGAUCGUGUCUGGAGAAAGACUCGUACCCCAUAUGGCAAGUGUUUUGGAGCUGAUCCCAAUAGGAACUGGGACUUUUAUUGGAACACUGUUGGUUCUAGCGACAAUCCUUGCUCUGAUACGUAUGCCGGACCAAAAGCUUUCUCCGAAAUCGAGACUAAAUCGUUUUCCGAAUACAUCGCUUCGGUUAAGGAAAAUCUCAUGCUGUACAUUUCAUACCACUCCUACUCACAGCUUCUCCUUUUUCCCUAUGGACACACUGAUGAACUUCCCAGUAAUUAUGAUGAUUUGAAGAGGGUCUACGAUGUGGCAGUUAAAGCAAUUGGUAGACGUUAUGGAACAAAAUACACUGGAGGUAAUAUUUAUGAUGCCAUCUAUCCAGCUUCGGGUGCCAGUUUGGAUUGGGCUUAUGGAACUUUGGGAGUUAAAUAUAGUUAUUGCUAUGAACUCAGGCCAUCGAGUACUAAUUUGUGGUAUGGCUUUAGGCUACCAGCUAAACAGAUUAUUCCAACGGCAGAAGAGACAUUGGAUUCCUUGGUAGCAAUGGUUAAGGAAGUAGCUGUUAGUAAUUAAUUUAUUAGAUUUAAGUGAUAGUUAAGUUAGUUUAAGUAAGAAAUAACAUGAAU
This is a messenger RNA of Episyrphus balteatus (marmalade hoverfly), 1343 nucleotides long. RefSeq names its product zinc carboxypeptidase A 1-like. Gene Ontology annotation, biological process: proteolysis. Gene Ontology annotation, molecular function: zinc ion binding; metallocarboxypeptidase activity. The transcript has a single exon. The record is from RefSeq and is a predicted model, not a curated record. Bases 34 to 1290 code for a protein of 418 amino acids. Lineage: Eukaryota; Metazoa; Arthropoda; Insecta; Diptera; Syrphidae.